Molecule: messenger RNA, 798 nt
Organism: Juglans regia (Persian walnut)
Lineage: Eukaryota; Viridiplantae; Streptophyta; Magnoliopsida; Fagales; Juglandaceae
Product: expansin-A20-like
Exons: 3
Coding region: 25-780 (251 amino acids)
Biological process (GO): plant-type cell wall organization
Cellular component (GO): extracellular region
Source: RefSeq, a predicted model, not a curated record
UGGCCUCAAAUCUUAGUAGUGUAAAUGGAUGCGCUUCGAGCCGCAGUUUUCUUCUUGGUUCUACUGAUAUCAUGCGAGAUUAAUGGCGCCGAGGAUGAAGAAUGGAAGACUGCCACUGCAACAUACUCCAAAGAAACAGAUGGGUCAAUCAUUACAGAAGGGGCUUGUGGCUAUGGAGACCUCCACAAGAUUAGCUAUGGGAAGUACAGUGCUGGCUUAAGCACCAUUUUGUUCAACAGGGGAAGCACUUGUGGAGCUUGUUACGAGGUGAGAUGUGUUGACCACAUAUUGUGGUGCCUGCAAGGGAGUCCAUCCAUUAUUCUCACUGCCACAGAUUUCUGCCCUCCGAACAAUGGACUGGCAGCCGAUUAUGGUGGCUGGUGCAAUUUCCCCAAAGAACACUUUGAGAUGUCAGAGGCCGCAUUUGCUGAAAUUGCUGAGAGAAGAGCUGAUAUUGUUCCAGUGCAGUACAGGAGGGUGAAGUGUGAAAGAAGUGGUGGACUGAGAUUCAAUCUACAGGGGGAUUCACGCUUCUUUCAAGUUCUAAUUGCCAACGUGGGUUUGGAUGGUGAAGUGGUAGCUGUGAAAGUGAAAGGAUCAAAAACAGGAUGGAUACCUAUGGGAAGAAAUUGGGGACAAAACUGGCAAUGCAAUGUGAAUCUCAAGGGGCAGCCUAUAUCUUUUGAGGUGACCGCCAGUAGCGGAAGAACACUAGCAUCUUAUAAUGUUGCUCCACCAAACUGGCAGUUCGGUCAGACAUUUGAAGGGAAACAAUUCUAGUAAUAGAAGCUUCUGAAC